UAAACACAAUGUGUGUGGGAACAAACAGGGAAAAUAAAAACUCAGCAGCAAUGAGGCUCUUUAGGAUCAGGAAUGAGGAAUCUGCUUUACAGACACGCCUGUUUUGCACACGUCAUUCAAAAACAGAACCAGGAAACAGGAACCACAUUUCCACAUUUCAGUUCAGGGAAAGUGAAACUGAAGUGUAGUUGAGCUGUUGUGUGUUUGUGUCUCUGCAGUAAAAUGGCAGAAGCCAGAUUUUCUCAGGAUGAGUUCAUGUGUUCAGUGUGUCUGGAUCUCCUGAAGGAUCCAGUGACCACUUCCUGUGGACACAGUUACUGUAAGAGCUGUAUUACAAACUGCUGGGAUCAGGAGGAUCAGAUGAGAGUCUACAGCUGCCCUCAGUGCAGACAGACCUUCAGUCCAAGACCUGCUUUAGCUAAAAACACCAUGCUGGCUGAAGUGGUGGAGAAACUGAAGAAGACUAAAAUUACUGCUGACUGUUACGCUGGAGAUGGAGAUGUGCAGUGUGACGUCUGUACUGGAAGAAAACACAAAGCCGUCAAGUCCUGUCUGAUGUGUCUGAAUUCUUACUGCCAAAAUCACCUUGAUCAACAUGAGAGUUGGUUUAAAGGAAAGAGUCACAAUCUGACUGAAGCCACUGGACGACUGCAGGAGAUGAUCUGCCAGAAACAUGACAAGAUCCUUGAGGUUUUCUGCCGCACUGAUCAGAAGUGUAUAUGUGUGCUGUGUAUGGAUGAACAUAAAAACCACAUUACUGUAUCAACUGCAGCACAGAGGACAGAGAAACAGCACCAGCUGAAGGAGACACAGAGGUUGUUCCAGCAGAGGAUCCAGCAGAGAGAGAAAGAUCUUCAGCAGCUGAGAGAGGCUGUGAAGUCUCAUAAGCGCUCUGCACAGACAGCAGUGGAGGACAGUGAGAGGAUCUUCACUGAGCUCAUC
Megalobrama amblycephala (Wuchang bream) is the source of this 942-nucleotide messenger RNA. RefSeq names its product E3 ubiquitin/ISG15 ligase TRIM25-like. The annotation marks the transcript as partial. Gene Ontology annotation, molecular function: zinc ion binding. NCBI's taxonomy places the organism in Eukaryota, Metazoa, Chordata, Actinopteri, Cypriniformes, Xenocyprididae. The transcript is spliced from 3 exons. The record is from RefSeq and is a predicted model, not a curated record.